Messenger RNA from Panicum virgatum (switchgrass), 2760 nucleotides. RefSeq lists its product as uncharacterized. Lineage: Eukaryota; Viridiplantae; Streptophyta; Magnoliopsida; Poales; Poaceae. The record is from RefSeq and is a predicted model, not a curated record. The coding region runs from base 777 to 2429 and encodes 550 amino acids. The transcript is spliced from 2 exons.
ACUUACAGUACUCUGAACAUCUCAUCAAACAAGCAAGCAAACAAAUCCACAGGCUGGCCCUUCCUUCGACGAAGCGACGGCCUCGUCAUCACUCAUCAGUCUCAUCACAGCCAAAACAAUCUGUCCUCCCCCAUAACAAAUUUGGGAAACAUGUGCGAAACCAUGCGACGACGCUGCCACAACCAACGAACGGGCCUGUCCAUGCCGGCCGCUGUCUCUCUAACUAACACACGACCACCGCCACCCAAGUCCUAGCCGACACGGAACGCUAAGCGAGCAGGGGCACCACGCGCGCGCGCGUGUGGAUUAGAGAAUAGAGAUAGACCCAUGUCGUCAAGAACAUAAGGGUAGUGUGUGUAUAUGGACGAGCCGUGUGAAGCGGAGGAGGAUGCAUUAAAGGGCGCGAGCAGUGGAGUUGUCGCCAAACAAGCCACUGCGGCCACGGCGGCGAGCGCUGCGAGCGAGCUCGAGGUUUCUUGCAAGCAACCGCCGGUUCCUUGCGGCGGCCGGCUGCCGCAAGGGGUGGCCGGCAAGCCAACCCCAGGCCUCGGUGCGGGAGCUGCUUGGCCGGGCAGGCCCCCGCUGCGUAUAUAGCAGACAAGUGUCGCCGAAGGAUCCAAUAGACAUUGUCACUUGUCCGGAGGGGAUCGGUUUGAGACAGCGAGCUGCCUCCUGCUUCGGUUCUGAACUUCCUGCGUGGCUCCGAGCGAGCUCCCUGGGACGCGUCUGGGAGCUUGCCUUCUUCUUCUUCUCCGGUCGGCGAACUCGCCGGGGUUAUGCGAAGGAGAAGGUCGUGCUUGUCUUGCCUGCCCAUGGGAACGGAGGCGCUGCCCAUUGAGAGGCAAUUCGUUCCUCCGGCCGUGCUACCCUCGUGGCCGGCCUCAGCAGAUGGAGGAUUUGCAAAGGGCAGCAUAGACCUUGGAGGCCUAGAAGUGCUCCAAAUCACCACGUUCGACAAGGUGUGGUCCACCACGCAAGGCGGCCAGGACGGCGACGGCGCCACCUUCUUCAAGCCCUCGCCGGUCCCGGGCGGCUUCUCCGUGCUCGGCCACUACGCGCAGCCCAACAACCGCCCUCUCUUCGGCCACGUGCUCGUCGCUCGGGACACGUCCGGCACGGGAGCUCUCCUUGCCGCGCCCGUAGACUACAAACUCGUCUGGUCCAGCCCGGACGGCGCCGGCCAUUUCUGGCUCCCGACGGCGCCAGACGGUUACAAGGCGGCCGGCGCGCUUGUCACGGCCACGUCCGACAAACCUUCGCUCGACGAGGUCCGGUGCGUCCGCGCCGACUUCGCCGACGCGUGCGAGACCGAGGAGUCGGUGCUGAGCAGCGACAAGGACGGCUUUAGCACCGCCACUCUGAGGCCGGCUGUCCGUGCCAUCGACGCCCGUGGCGUGCACGCCGGCACAUUCCUCGCCCAGAGCAGCGCGACGCCGGGCGGCGCCUCGACGCUGGCGUGCCUGAAGAACAACAGCGCGCGUUACACAUCCUCCAUGCCUGACCUGGCCCAGCUGAACUCCCUCCUCGCGGCCUACGCGCCGCACGUGUACCUGCACCCGAACGAGCCUUACUUGCCUUCGUCGGUGACGUGGUUCUUCGAGAACGGCGCGCUGCUGUACCAGAAGGGCAGCCAGACCCCGACGCCGGUGGCCGCCGACGGGUCGAACCUCCCGCAAGGCGGCGGCAACGACGGCGGGUACUGGCUGGACCUGCCGGUGGACAGCAAGCAGAGGGAGAUGGUCAAGAAGGGCGACCUCGCCGGCGCGAAGGUGUACGUGCAGGCGAAGCCGAUGCUGGGCGGGACGGUGACCGACCUCGCCGUGUGGAUCUUCUACCCGUUCAACGGGCCGGCGCGCGCCAAGGUGGGCCUCCUCACGAUCCCGCUUGGCGAGAUUGGCGAGCACGUCGGCGACUGGGAGCACGUGACGCUGCGGGUGAGCAACUUCUCCGGCGAGCUCCUCCGGAUGUACUUCUCGCAGCACAGCGCGGGCACGUGGGUGGAGGCGUCGCAGCUGGAGUACCUCGGCGGGGACGACGGCGGGAACAGGCCGGUGGCGUACGCGUCGCUGCACGGGCACGCGCUGUACCCGAAGGCGGGGCUGGUGCUGCAGGGCGACGCGAGGCUGGGCGUGGGGAUCCGGAACGACACAGCCAGGGGGAGCAGGCUGGACGCCGGCGGCGGCGGGCGGUGCGAGGUGGUGUCGGCGGAGUACCUCGGCGUGGCGGAGCCGGCGUGGCUCGGGUUCGAGCGUGAGUGGGGGCCGAGGGAGGAGUACGACAUCGGGCGCGAGAUCAACCGCGUGGCGAGGAUCCUGCCGCGGUCGGUGAGGGAGCGGCUGGCCAAGCUGGUGGAGAAGGUGCUCGUCGGCGAUGGGCCGACGGGGCCCAAGAUGCACGGCAACUGGAGAAACGACGAGAGGGAGGCCUGACGGCUGAUGAGGCCUUGCGUGGCCGAUCAGACGCUUGCCGAUCGAUGCAGUACUCGCGUGUCGUGUAUGGUAUUUGCUAGCGAUCGAAAGGCUGUUCGACACGUCCGUUUGUAGCGUGGAACGCAAAAGAUUUACUUCACGUGAGCCCGCAAUCUGGAUCAUUGCGAUGCUUGCUAGCUGGACCGGAAUACAUGACUUGUUUGGUACAACACUUGCUCCAGGAUUUAGUUAGGUCGAAUCAACGGUUUGUAAAGUAAACUAAAAAGGUUGCAGUAUUCCGAUUCAAAUUUGUGGAAAAGAGAGAAGUGUGUACAGUUUCAUCUUCGAAGAA